This is a messenger RNA of Clarias gariepinus (North African catfish), 2943 nucleotides long. RefSeq names its product verrucotoxin subunit beta-like. NCBI's taxonomy places the organism in Eukaryota, Metazoa, Chordata, Actinopteri, Siluriformes, Clariidae. The record is from RefSeq and is a predicted model, not a curated record. Gene Ontology annotation, molecular function: protein binding; nucleic acid binding. The transcript is spliced from 6 exons. Gene Ontology annotation, biological process: DNA integration. The coding region runs from base 1 to 2943 and encodes 980 amino acids.
AUGACCAUCGUGGACCCCUUUUCCAAAUCGGUGCACCUCGUGCCCCUUCCUAAGCUGCCAUCUGCCAAGAAGACCACAGAACUACUCGUCCUCCAUGUAUUUCGGCUCCAUGGCCUCCCCACAGACAUUGUGUCAAACCAGGGUCCUCAGUUCACCUCGCGGUUUUGGGGUGCAUUCUGCAGGCUCGUCGGGGCCACUCCCAGCCUAUCGUCAGGUUUCCAUCCUCAGUCCAAUGGACAGACUGAGCGUAUGAACCAAGCACUAGAGGUCUCCCUCCGCUGCAUGACGACCCGGGACUGGAGCAAGUUUCUCCCUUGGGUCGAAUAUGCCCACAACUCUCUGCCCUCCGCGUCGACAGGCUUGUCCCCGUUCCAAGGAGCGUCACCCGUAGUCGCUUCACCGGUGUCUCAGCUGGACCGUGAUCCGCUCAUCACCAAGCAGGAGAAGGGCCCCACCCAGCGUUUGCGGGCACCGCUACAGGACUUUCGGGUGGGGGCACCUAUGGAGCGUAUGGGCGUGAACACUCACAGCUGUGGGCGAGAUUUUGCUACUGGAGAGCAGCUCUCCGAUGUCAUCUACCCGGUGCGGUUGGCGAGGCGGGCACGAGUUGUGCUCCACCGGGACCGUCUUGCGUCUUACCAGCUGCACGCUGACAAAACAUCGAACCCUGUGGAGGCCGGACUGCCUCAGGACAAUGUUUGCGCUCAUCCCUCCCCCGCCAAAGGACUCCGGCGUUUCCAACGCCAGUGCCGACCGCCUUCACGCCUCCGAGACGGAGUUCGUCAUGGAAUAACUCUUUGGAAUCAAGAGCAGCUGCAGCAAAACAGGGAUGUUAACUCACAAGUUAACACAGAGUUCACAGUUACAACUUCAGACACAAUUAUAGAAAAAUCAAAGCACCUAAAAGUUGAUGGUGAACUGAAACUGAGUCUUUUAGGAGGAAAUGUACAGCCCAGUGGUGCAGCCAGGUAUUUCAAUGACACUAAAAAGUCAUUUAAACAAAAGAGGCUGACGCUGCACUACAGAACAACCUGUAGAUUCGAGCAGUUGACCAUGAACCAUCUGGCACAAGGAAGAAUGGAUCACCAUGAGGUAUUUGUUCAAAAUGUAGCAACACACGUGGUCACGGCAGUGCUGUAUGGAGCAGAUGCCUACUUUGUGUUUGAUAGAGAAGUGAAUCUGUCUGAACAGAUAAAAGAUGUGCAGGGAGAAAUGAAAGUUGCCCUUGAUAAGCUUAAGGUUCUUUGUGAUGGUGGGGCAUCCAUAGACUUAAACAUGAAUGAAAAUGAAACAGCUGCAGUAAAACACCUGAGUUGUACAUUUUAUGGUGAUUUCAUGUUGCCCUCAAAUCCAACAACUUUUGAAGGUGCUAUGAAGGUUUACGCUGGUCUUCCUGAGCUGCUUGGACAAAAUGGAGAACAUGCAGUUCCAAUUAAGGUGUGGCUUUAUCCUCUGGUUAAACUGAACUCAAGUGCAGGCAAACUUGAAAGAAACAUCACCCCAGAACUCAUUAGAGCUGUGGAGUCAGUAAUUGAGGCUUUAAAUGUCACAGACAUGAAAUGUGAUGACCUGUUGGAAGAUACAGUAGCAAAAACAUUUAAUACAUUUUAUGAUCGAGUGCAGGACUUUCAGAAAUUUUGCUCUGAGUACAAGCAAGACUUCAUGAAAAAACUAGGAUCCCUCCUGCCAGAAAUCCGGGGAGGUCGAUCAGAUAUCAAUGCCAUGAAUAAACUUAUAGAAGCCCAUGAGAAGUCUCCUUUUAAAACCAAACAUCUUGAGCAGUGGAUAACAAAGAAAGAAAAAGAAUCCAACCAAGUAAAAGCACUGAUGAAGCAGCUCCAUGAACUUGGAGCAGAAGUGACUGAUGAUGUAGACAAAUAUCUACUAGAUUUGGAUGUGGAGACUGUAGUUGCUUUUGCUUUUACCUGUCUUCAGUACUCAGACCUUCUCCUGGGCAAUCAAGAGAUCUACCUGAAAAAUCCCAGUGAAAAUAAAAUUGGUCAAGUUUUUCAGAACAAAUCAUGGACGUCUAAUGAUCUCAUGUGCAUGAAGAAUAAUUUAAAGGUCUUUAAGGAUUUGAUCACUUUAAAUAAAAGUCAAAACACAAAAUUUAUUGUCCAAAGUUUGCCUCAAACAUCAAAUGAUGAAUGUUCCUGUAUCUUAAUGUAUGAAUGCAUUGAAGCUGUCCGUUUUGUUCCUCCAUCAAAGCCAAAAUGUCCAAACCUUGAAUCCGUCACAGAUAACAGUAUAGCAGUAAAGCUGAGCCCCCCGUGUGCUGCUACACUGGAGAGGAAACUACUUUACAAAAUGAAACAAGAAAACAACUGGAAAGUGCAACCUGUCAAUCAAGAUAGAGUUACUCUGACAGAUCUUAAAGAGGGCACUGAUUAUGAAAUUAAAUGUGGAACCUUAGGAAAACUCGAGUACAUGGUUGAAAGUGAUGCAAUCACUGUUAAAACUACAUGCUCUGCAGUAAACCACCAGAGGGACCUGAAGUCUAAAAGUGAAUCAAACCAGCACGUGUCUGGAAACAAACCAUUUAAAUGCUUUAAUCUACUAACUGGAAAAACACUGAAUUCUCAUAAUGACUUGAUGCAUCGUCUCAAAAAACAAGUACCAGAUCUGCAAGUGGUGCAAACAGAGGCAGAGUGUGAUAUCAUUCUGGUGUUCUGCUCCAUCGUUAGAGGACCUGAACAUGAUAUUAAAGCAGCACUGGAGAAACUUUAUGAGAUUUCAGAUACCAAGCCUGCGGUCAUGGUGGUGUUCCAUCAUGCGUUUGACCCACCGGCUGUUGUACCAGACAGCAGCAGAGCUGUAAGCAGAGGAAAUAUAAUCACGGUUGACUGUCUGUUUCAUGAAGAUCAGGGAUUACUGCAAUGUCAAAAAAAUGAGGACUCAUUAACCAGAAUCGUAACACACAUCAAAUCUCAGGUCAGUGUUUGA